UCACCACAUAGUCCACAGACCAAAAUAACCUAUUACUAAUUGACAAUUUUCUACUGAAUUUUUGCUAGGAGAAUUGUUUUCACUACAAGUUAAAAAAAAAGUCAAUAAAAACUAAUAUGUGGCUUUGACAGGUGCUAAGAACUAAUGUUUACAUUCGUCAGUGACUCAGAAUACUGUUUUUGGGAGGGCUGGUGCUAUGAGGCGGCCCUUGUACAUGGGUGGGGCAGGGCUUGUCCUCUGCACAAUUACCAUCAGUGUGUUCAACACAUUCCUGGCUGGUCAGACCGAGCCACUACCCAGAUAAACCAAUCUUCCUGUACAACCAGCUCAACAAGCUCGUCUAGCAACAGAAAUGAUUGCAUUUUUAGAAGCUGGACCUAUGUGGCGUUCAGCUAAUUGCUCUGCUGCAUUUGUUGAAAGCAUGUCUGCGUGCGAGCUGCGUCCAUGCCUCAGGUGACAGUCGUCCACACCAAAGGUCAGAGGGACAUCGGAGGAGGAAAGAGAGUGGCAUGUAAAUGGAUGGGGAAGGAAGAAGAGAGAGAGAAACGACAGAGGUGGGUGCUGUACAUACUGUACACACAACUGUAUGUCAACUGAAUCAACUAACAACGCAUCUGUUCACUGUAAACUAUGGCUGUUUUCUUCUUCUCACAACUAAUUGUAAAAAUAACCUUCAAAGAAAUGUUUUCAUUUUUUGUAAUGAACUAAUUUCCUUAAAACUGGUUUGAAAGGUUGGAUUUAGGCCAAGGACUGACACAAAAAACCCUGAAUCACCUCAUAUUCUCAUUUAGGUUAAAUAUGUGAGGAAUAAAAAUCACCAUUUAGAAAUAAAUAACUCACUAUUUCUAUAAACAGUUCUAACCUUGCACAAAACAUAAAAAUAUAUAGAAUACCUCUUAAGUCUGUGAUCUUCCGUUGGUUACCAGGACUCAGCUGUUAUUGGAUGGAAAAUCACACUUCAGUAAUAUUUGUUCUAUGACGUUUUCAUUUGCACAAGAAUACGUACUCUUUUAUGUCACUUUAACGCCGUUCCCUUUCAUUUUCAAUCAUCUUUCUUACGCUCUCUACUGUUACAAUUAACGCUGCAAUUUGAAUCAAUGUUUCCCCCAGUGACAAAACUCCAGAUGUCAGUCGGACUCUGAGGACACAGCCACUCUGGAGGAGCUGGUACAGUUUUGUUUCAGUUGGUGCAGUGUGGUUAAUGUGUCAAGGGGAGGCGCCACAGCACAGCUCUUCCUGGAAGCUCUUGUUAGUGUGUUUGUUGUGGUUGGUUCUGGCAGGUUGUAUGCAUGGCCUGAAAAACCGCCUGCGGCUGGGACACACACAGGAUGAGAGUCUACUGGAGACACGGCAGGAGACAGUGAUGGAGAGCAGAAAUCUGCAGUAUUCAUGGGCGCCCCCGUCCAGGAGCUCUGGCCCCCAUGUUCCUCUGGCCCACGCCUUGGCCAAGAGCCUGUUGCUGUGUGUGCUCCAGGAGCCUCUACCAGACCCCAGCAUCCCCCAAGUCCAAGCCCUCAUCUCCAAGCUGGAGUCCGUGUCUCUCACACUUGAGACAACGGGAGCCACAUCAGAGGCGAAGGUCGACCGGGACAACCAAGAUUCUGUGCUGAUGCAGAACGUGAGGCUCAUCUGCAAAUACCUACAACAGAGGAUGAAGUCACUGCGAGCUCUGGUCCAGGUGCAGGGUCAUUUUGCGGCCAGCGUGAAGGACAUGCUGGAGGGACUGGACGGCCUUUGGGCUCAGCUGGAGGAGUUGCACACAGGGGUCACACUCACCAAGGAGGGGAGUCGAGAUCAGGAAGACCUCACCUUGGCCCAUAAGGACGCAGAAAAAGUGUCUGUAGUGCUGGUUCACUACAACAGGCAGCUGCAGUGCUGUCAGGCUCAUUUGAAAGAGGUCACCCAAAUCCUGCAGGAGCUAACUUGGAGUCACACUCACAUCAGUAACAGUGUGAGCAGCAGCAGCGAGUCUGUCUGGCCCGAGCUGUUACUUCAGUCCAACAUUGAGCAGUUUGACAAAGUGCAGGAGAGUUUCCUCUCCCUGGAGCAGCAGACUUCUACAUUCCAGGCCCACCUGGAAGGGCUUAGGGAGGAAAAUCAGGAAAGACACUCAAGGCCCCUCACCUCAGCAGGCAGGGCCAAUUCAUGUUCACUGUCUCCACCGACGUCCCCGCAGCUCUGUAAUGGAGGCACAGAUGAUGCUUCACGGGACCAUUAUCGUUCGGCCUCAGCAUCAACGUCCGUCUCGUCGGUGGAUCCAGACUCGGACGCCGAAAAAGACACUCGCCGCUUUUUGUGUGAGAAAUCGGGUUUUCGGUUCUCUGCGUUUGGAAGACUGCGUAGGUCUGGCAAAAAGAAGUGAUUUGUUUCCUGUUGCAGAUCCUUGACUUCAGACUUCAUCCUUGUUGUGACUGUGAUUUUCCCUGAAUGUAGCAUUUAAUGAAACGUAUCACAUACUGUGUUCACAGUAUGAGGUGGAAAAGUUGUAAGACACAUUAAAAACAUCUUUAUUUAUGGAAAUAACAUCAUUUUGAAGUCUAAACAUGAAAUAUUUGAACAGGUUUCCAUUCAAGUUUGGCUAAUAUUCUAGAUUUAUUUUUUCAGUUUAUAGUAUUGAAAAAUUGGAUAAAUCAAAAAAACAAAUCCUAGAAAUAUGAAGUUCAAAAUUUAAUGUGUUAUUUAUUUUCAUGUCAUUUAAAACUACCCCGAGCCACUAUUUACCUUUUACAUUUUAACACAAGGUGGCAGCCUUUCACCAGUUUUUACAACAUUGCCGAAAGUCUGUAUACAAUAUAUAUUUUUUGAAAUAUAUGUUUAGCGGCAAAUUAAAAAUAAAUGAAUAA
Molecule: messenger RNA, 2843 nt
Organism: Cynoglossus semilaevis (tongue sole)
Lineage: Eukaryota; Metazoa; Chordata; Actinopteri; Pleuronectiformes; Cynoglossidae
Exons: 8
Coding region: 1202-2362 (386 amino acids)
Source: RefSeq, a predicted model, not a curated record